AAACUACUAGUUGUGGUUUGUUCCACAUGGCCCUUUUCUUCUCACCAUUUUCAUUUAAUUUUGGUGCCUCUGUUCAAUAAAGGAAUGCAAUCACGUAUUAAUGUUUUUACAGAGUAGUUCAGAUUUUUUUGUUUUUCAAUUCAGUACAUGUAUUAAAGUGACAGGACUCAGCAGCGGCGAAGACGUAAUUGCGGACGGAUUAGAGAGAUAUGGGGCUCGAAAGUUGCGCCGCCGCCGCCGCUUCUCCGUCGUCUUCUCCGUCGGCGACGGCUAAACGAGGUAGAGAUCCCGAAGAUGAGGUUUAUAUAGAUAAUCUGAACUGCCACAAGCGUUAUCUCAGCGAGGUUAUGGCUUCAAGUUUGAAUGGGCUGACUGUUGGAGAUUCACUGCCUGAAAACCUUAUGCAUUCUCCGGUGCGGUCCGAAAACAUGUUGCCCUAUCUUAGAGAAGAAACAUCAUCACCAAUGUCGGAAGAUUCAGACGACUCGAGAUAUUACGAGAGUUCAACAAACACCUGUCCUUCCCAGCCGGAGAGUGGGACCACUAGCCCAGUUUCUCCUUACAGGGGGCAAAAACCCCUAAUAAGCGGAUUCACAUCCGGUGGGGCCACAACUUCGUAUCCUCCACAUGGCAGUAUUGCUUCUUCUCUGCCACGUCAGCGCAGCUCCGACACCGAGGGCCGGUUCCCAUCAUCGCCCAGCGACAUAUGCCACUCGGCCGACUUGAGAAGAACUGCACUUUUACGAUCCGUGCAAAUGAGGAGUCAGCCUUUGUUGUCUUCACAAUAUGAAUUGCCGGCAAGUUUAGGACAAGAAUCUUGUAAUAAUGUUGGAGUGGAGGAUAGAGCGUGUUCGUAUAUGAAGGUUGAUGUUGAUGUUGAUGAGGAGUAUGAGAUUGCUGAAAGUACGAGUUUGGGUGUGUCGGAAUGUAAAGAUGGGGAUAAGUCUUGCGGGACUUCGGUAGUGGAGUUGAAAGGGGAUGAAUCUGCUGCUGAGUGAGUGAUGGUGGUUGUUUGGAAAUUUUGCCUUAAAUUUAGGGCAUUUUUGCAAAUCCGAAGAUUUAAAUUGUAUUGGUAUAUUGAUAUGAUGAUGAUUCUUACAGAGGCCCCUAGUGUAUUUGCAUGUUUGUAAAUUUAUAUAUUUUCUGAGUAGACAUUGAACUAACCUUCUGAUUACGAAGGCGCGAAACGUUUUCGAUCUCAUUUUGUAACCGAAAUUCGUGAUCCAAACUAAAGAUGGUCAUUUUUCUUGGAUUGUUUCGAAGAUAAAGAGGUUGAAUGCUUU
Erythranthe guttata (spotted monkey flower) is the source of this 1283-nucleotide messenger RNA. Its product is annotated as pollen-specific LRR extensin-like protein. NCBI's taxonomy places the organism in Eukaryota, Viridiplantae, Streptophyta, Magnoliopsida, Lamiales, Phrymaceae. The record is from RefSeq and is a predicted model, not a curated record.